Molecule: messenger RNA, 1986 nt
Organism: Plasmodium relictum
Lineage: Eukaryota; Apicomplexa; Aconoidasida; Haemosporida; Plasmodiidae
Gene: PRP38B
Product: pre-mRNA-splicing factor 38B, putative
Exons: 5
Coding region: 1-1986 (661 amino acids)
Cellular component (GO): precatalytic spliceosome
Source: RefSeq, a predicted model, not a curated record
AUGGAUGGAAAUUUUAAUAAUAUAGAAUAUCCUUUAUAUCUAACACAAGCAAAUCAGGUAGAUCAAAAUGAUAUAAAUAAGCAGAUGUAUGAUUAUUAUUAUUAUAAUAAUCUAGAAGGUAUAAAUAACAGGAGAACAUAUAAUAUGACUAACGAAAAAAAUUUUGAGUAUAAAAAUAAUGAAGACUAUUAUAAUUAUAAUUGUUCUUAUAACUUGAAUAACAAGAAUAAUAUUCUUUAUGACUCUUCAGGAAAUUAUAUGAUAAAUUAUAAUUAUUAUGAUCCAUCUUACUAUCAUAUGAAUAAUUCAGUACAUACAAUAAGCAACACAGUUAAUCAUAUGGAUAAUACAAUGAAUACGAUUAAUAAUUCAUUAAAUGAAUUUUCUAAUAAAGCCGAAGAAAAUCAUAAGUAUCAUUUUAAUAAUUCAGAUCCCAACUGUAAACUUUGUAACACAUAUAAAAUGAGUGGAAACAUAGCAUCAAAUAGUUCUUAUCCAUCAACAGUAAAUCAUAAUAAUGAAGAAAAAAAAAAUUGUUUAGAAAUGACUAAUACAACAACUUACAACGUUAAUACAUUAUUAAGAAAUAAUAUUUUAUCAUCAGAGUAUUUUAAAUCUUUAAGUAUACUUAAAACAUAUAAAGAAGUAGUAGACGAAAUCCAUGCAUAUGCUGAUCACGUUGAACCAUAUUGUAUAGGCAGUACUCGAGCUCCUUCAACUCUUUUUUGCUGCCUUUAUAAGCUUUUUACAAUGCAUUUAUCAGAAAAACAACUCAAAGGAUUAAUAGAUCAUAAAGAUUCCUGCUAUAUAAGAGCGUGUGGUUUUUUAUACUUAAGAUAUGCCCAUUCACCUGCUAAUUUAUGGCAAUGGUUUGAAUCGUAUUUAUUAGAUGAAGAAGAAUUUACAAUCUCCUCAGAUAAAAGAAAAAAAUCAACAAUAGGAGAAUAUGUUCAAAGCUUGUUGUCUGAUGAUAAAUAUUUUAAUACAGUAUUACCAAGAUUACCUAUAAAAAUUAAAAAUAUAUAUGGAGCUCGUUUAAUGCUUAUAAAUGAUCAUAGAAGACGAUUAAAAAAGAAUAAAGAAAAAAUAUCAAAAUUCGUAAAAGGAGAACCUGCUAUAGCUUAUGUAAAUGGUGAAUGGGAAAAAGGAGAAAUAGGGGGCAUAGUAAAUCAUGGAAAAGAUAAAAUUUUCGUGAGAAUAAGAAAAAUUGAUGGAAAUGAAAAAUUGGUUAAUAUAGGUUAUGUUAAAUUGGAUAUUAAAGAUUCUAAAAAAGAGAAAGAUAUAGACAAAAACAAUAGUACUGAAAGAAGCAGAAGUAGAAAUAGAAGAAGAGUUAGUAGAAGCGGAAGUAGAAGAAGAAGGAGAAGAAGUAGGAGUAGAAGAAGAAGUAGUAGAGGGGAUAGAAGUAGGAGCAGAAGUAGAAGAAGAAGUAGUAGAGAUAGAAGUAGAAGUAGAGGAAGAAGAAGAAAAAGGGCAAAUGAAGAAGAAAAAUAUUCUUCUCAUAAUAUAUUACAUGCUUCACAUCGUGAUAGAUCAAUUAAUAAACAUAAUAAGAGAUCACAUGAAAAGUCACAUAAAAGAAGAGAUAGAUCUACAUCCAAAUCUAAUUCAAUGAAAAGAAAACAUAAGAAAGAAAAAUACGAAAAUACAGAAGAUGAAUUAAUUAACAAAUUUAGAAAAAUGGAAAGUCAAAAAGCACUUGCAACCGGAAAAGAUUAUGCAAGAAGACCUACUUCAUAUAAAUCGUCUCUAUCACUAAAAGUGGAAAAUAUAUCAACUAGAAAAAAAUCCAGAUCAUUAUCUCCCAGAAGAAUAAAUAGAACAGUACAAAUUAUACAAAAAGAUGCAAAAAAUAAUGAAAAUACAAUUGCAGAAAAUUCAAAACUAAAAGAAUUAAUGCAAAAAUAUAAUAAAGAGGAAAAUGAUAUGAAAAAAAAAAUGAACACUGAAGAUUUAGAAGAAAUGGAUAUUAUGAAAUUAGGAUAA